AUGGGUUCAUUCAAUAAAUUGUUAAAUAUGGUCACCGGCCUGAAAAAGCGCUAUGACAUCGGUAAUCAGCUUAAAGAAAUCAAACAACGCGCACUGGAGGUCAGCGAUCGGCGAAAACGGUAUAAGAUGGAUACCUCCUCUGCAAAGUCUGUUGUAAUUGAUCCCAGGUUGCCUGGGCUGUUUCAAGAGGCUGAGAAACUCGUGGGCAUCAACACCCAAAGAGACAAGAUUGUUAAGCUGCUCACUAGCGGCACCAACUUGUACCAGCAGAAGGUUCUGUCCAUUGUUGGCUCUGGAGGAUUAGGCAAGACUACGCUUGCUAAGCAGCCACUUGAUGCUAAUGACUUGCAAGAUUUGUUCUUGUCAAGGAUUUUUAAGGAUGAAGUUGAUUUUCCCCAAGAGUUGAAGCAAGUUACCACCGACAUACUGAGAAAAUGUGAUGGUUUGCCACUGGCAAUAGUAAGCAUAGCCAGCAUGUUAGCAACCAAGCCAGCAUCAAGGCAGGAGUGGGAAAGAUUUAAAAUUUUACGUGUCCUUGAUAUUGAGGGUUGUUCUUCUGCUCAGAACAGUGGUUACCCUGAGAGUAUUUGUACCUUAGUUCACCUGAGGUAUUUAAGACUCGUUGAUAGCAGCAUUAAAAGGUUAGAAGGAGAUAUUGGAAGGAUGAAGUCAUUGAAAACUUUGGACCUCAGCUUAACCCUAAUAGAACAGUUGCCAGCUGGAGUUACUAAACUAAAACAAUUGGUGCACCUAUUUGUCCCUUUUACUGUCACAUUGCCAAAAGGCAUUGGUAAGAUGGAAGCUCUUGAGGAGCUAUCAGUAUUGAAUGCAAUCAAAACCUCUCCAGAAGCUCUGGAAGAACUUGAGAAGUUGGAAAAAUUGAAGUUUGAGGACGUGUGGCAUCUUUCUGGAUCAGAAGAGCUUUGA
This is a messenger RNA of Panicum virgatum (switchgrass), 927 nucleotides long. RefSeq lists its product as uncharacterized. The coding region runs from base 1 to 927 and encodes 308 amino acids. Lineage: Eukaryota; Viridiplantae; Streptophyta; Magnoliopsida; Poales; Poaceae. Gene Ontology annotation, biological process: defense response to other organism. Gene Ontology annotation, molecular function: ADP binding. The record is from RefSeq and is a predicted model, not a curated record. The transcript has 4 exons.